Messenger RNA from Betta splendens (Siamese fighting fish), 1291 nucleotides. RefSeq names its product U8 snoRNA-decapping enzyme. Gene Ontology annotation, molecular function: snoRNA binding; phosphodiesterase decapping endonuclease activity. The coding region runs from base 467 to 1120 and encodes 217 amino acids. The record is from RefSeq and is a predicted model, not a curated record. The transcript has 7 exons. Gene Ontology annotation, biological process: mRNA catabolic process; sno(s)RNA catabolic process. Gene Ontology annotation, cellular component: nucleus. NCBI's taxonomy places the organism in Eukaryota, Metazoa, Chordata, Actinopteri, Anabantiformes, Osphronemidae.
CACCACAACGCUCUGGUCCUGCACAGCAUUGAGUGACCUGUUCGCAGACGCUGACUGGAGUAUGACACAGCACUUUGCGGCCUCACCUUACCCGUGACGAGGCUUUUCUGUGGAGGCUGAUAUGAUGCUCAACUUCUGCCCUUUUCACCGCAUGACUCCUCAUCUGGGUUGCUAGCUAUGCAAGCUAUGCUUGACUAAACCAGUCAAGCAUAGCUUCUGUAAUCCGUGCCAGUAUUAAAAAUGACAUCAAACCUAUCCAGAUGAGCCAAAAUGGAGCAGGUACAACGAGAAGGGAUUCCCCCAGUUCCAGUCUACUCCACACCAUCAGAGGGCGCUAGAGCUUUUAAAAUGAAACGUUACACUGUUAUUCUUCAGACUUCCUGGUUCCACCCCUUACAGUUUUAACGCACAGGCCCAAGCUAGACAGUAAGUGCUUGAGGGAAAAGGGGAGAACAACACAGCCAGCAUGGCGAGUGGACAGAUGUCGAGGGCCGAGGCGCUGGCCCGCUCGGACUGCAGACAUGCGUGUCAUGUGAUGCUCUACUCGGACACAAAAUCUCGGCUGUUCGGCAGAAAUUCCAUGAGGCAUAUCAUACUGAUGCAGAUGCGCUUUGACGGCCUGCUUGGUUUCCCUGGUGGCAUGGUUAACCCCCAGACGGAGACGCUGGAGGAAGGCCUGAGCAGGGAAUUGUUAGAGGAGUUGGGUGUGGCUAUUUCUGUAUCGGUAGACGACCACGUGGAGUCUCGGAUACUUCCUCCUUCAUUCCCCUCCUCAUCCUCGGGCUCUAAUCUUGUCCUUCACUUCUAUGUGAAGAAAAUUGAAGAAGACAAGAUUAAGGAGGUGGAGAGAGCGGCUGUAUGCACUGCGAAAGAUCAUGGACAAGAGGUUCUAGGAAUGGUCAGAGUCCCGCUCUACCUGCUGAAAAGAGGAGCGGGGGGGCUCUCGUGUUUUCUGUCACAGUCGUUCAUCGGCAACGCGCGCUUACAGCUGGUCAGCGCCCUGCUGCGCCUCAACCUGCUGGCCCCCAGGGACGUGCACAGGGCCCUCACGCACUCGCUGAGGAUGCAAAGGCAGACUACGGAGGACCUGCGCGCGGCCCUGGCGCUGACGGAGGCGUAACACCCACCUGAACCUGCAUCAGCACAUAAACACAGACGCUCACUCGCGCAGCCACACACACUUGCUGUCAUACCAAUACUGAACAUGGUGACUCAUAAUUGCACCAAACAGUUUGGAGAUCACAUAAUCAACUGCUUUACCAUAAAGACAAAUAAAGCCAUUCACACUGUC